Molecule: messenger RNA, 795 nt
Organism: Rhincodon typus (whale shark)
Lineage: Eukaryota; Metazoa; Chordata; Chondrichthyes; Orectolobiformes; Rhincodontidae
Product: DNA-directed RNA polymerase III subunit RPC2-like
Exons: 7
Biological process (GO): DNA-templated transcription
Cellular component (GO): RNA polymerase III complex
Molecular function (GO): DNA-directed RNA polymerase activity; ribonucleoside binding; DNA binding
Source: RefSeq, a predicted model, not a curated record
UGUCGCCUGAGAGAUAUGACAUACUCUGCCCCAAUUACAGUGGACAUUGAAUACACUAGAGGAAGCCAGCGAAUAAUACGCAAUGCAUUACCCAUUGGCAGGAUGCCUAUAAUGCUGCGUAGCUCUAAUUGUGUGCUUACUGGGAAGACUCCUGCAGAAUUUGCAAAACUGAAUGAAUGUCCUCUGGACCCGGGUGGCUAUUUCAUUGUUAAAGGUGUUGAAAAAGUAAUUCUUAUCCAGGAACAACUUUCAAAAAACAGAAUAAUUGUGGAUGCAGACAGAAAAGGAACUGUUGGUGCCUCUGUGACCAGUUCUACUCAUGAGAAGAAAAGUAGAACAAACCUAGUUGUGAAGCAAGGGAGGUACUACCUGCGACACAAUACUCUGUCAGAGGACAUCCCUAUUGCAAUAAUAUUCAAGGCAAUGGGUGUAGAGAGCGAUCAAGAGAUUGUACAGAUGAUUGGUACAGAGGACCCAGUGAUGUCUGCCUUUGCUCCAAGCCUGGAAGAGUGUCAGAAAGCUCAAAUCUUCACCCAGAUGCAGGCAUUGAAGUACAUUGGGAACAAAGUGCGCAGACAGAGAAUGUGGGGAGGACCAAAAAAAACCAAGAUGGAGGAGGCCCGGGAGUUGCUUGCAUCGACUGUACUUACCCACGUGCCUGUCAAAGAAUUCAACUUCCGUGCAAAGUGUAUCUACACUGCUGUCAUGGUGCGCAGGGUGAUUCUAGCCCAAGGGGCUAACAAAGUUGAUGACCGAGAUUAUUAUGGCAACAAGCGUCUGGAAUUGGCUGGGCAG